AUGUACAAUGAAUUGCAGGAUGUUUCCAGUAGAGUUCCUUGGAGGAAAUUAUUUUUCUCCAACCUGGCUAGACCCCGUGCAAAGUUUGUUUUCUGGACUGCCUGUCAUGGCAGACUUGCCACUAAGGUUAGAAUGAUGAAAUUUGGGCUACUUAGUGAUACCAAAUGUAACUUCUGUGAUCAUCUUGAAACAAUUGACCACCUCCUGUUUGAAUGUGCUGAAAUGAAGGAUGUUUGGAUUCAGAUUUUGGAAUGGCAAAAGAUUAACCACCAGCCAAAGAAGUGGAUUGAGGAGCUUAGCUGGGCGAUGGCGCAGGGUAAAGGAAAGGGGCAUAGAGCAACUUUACUCAAAACUGCAUUAACCGAGACUGUGUAUGAGCUUUGGAAAUAUAGGAAUGAAGUGAGUUUUAGGGGUAUAGUCAAUAAUACACACAUAGGAAAAAAGAUUAUGGAUAGUAUAGUUUAUAGAAGUUGGACUCAUAAAAAGAUGAGAGAAUAUAUUGCUAGGCUUCUGAUUUCUUAG
Molecule: messenger RNA, 522 nt
Organism: Glycine soja
Lineage: Eukaryota; Viridiplantae; Streptophyta; Magnoliopsida; Fabales; Fabaceae
Exons: 1
Coding region: 1-522 (173 amino acids)
Source: RefSeq, a predicted model, not a curated record